This is a messenger RNA of Mustela lutreola (European mink), 4134 nucleotides long. RefSeq names its product collectin subfamily member 10 (gene COLEC10). Lineage: Eukaryota; Metazoa; Chordata; Mammalia; Carnivora; Mustelidae. The coding region runs from base 128 to 961 and encodes 277 amino acids. The transcript has 6 exons. The record is from RefSeq and is a predicted model, not a curated record.
UGCUUCCUUCUUGUCUGUGCAGCCCUUUUUGGAAUGUGUACUCCAGAUACUUUACUUUCUUCCCUAAAGCAGAAGUUUUAUUUAAAAUAAAGCUACUUCUUUGGCACUUUUUUGAAGAACCACAGCAAUGAACGGUUUUGGAGCCCUUCUUCGAAGAAACCAGUCCAUCCUUCUGGUGCUCUUUCUUUUGCAAAUUCAGAGUCUGGGUCUGGACAUGGAUAGUCGUCCUACCAGUGAAGUUUGUGCCACACACACAAUUGCACCAGGACCCAAAGGAGAUGAUGGUGAAAAGGGAGAUCCAGGAGAGGAGGGGAAACAUGGCAAAGUGGGACGCAUGGGGCCAAAAGGAAUUAAGGGGGACCUGGGGGAUGCAGGAGACCAGGGCAACAUUGGCAAGACUGGGCCCAUUGGUAAGAAGGGUGACAAAGGGGAAAAGGGUUUGCCUGGGAUACCAGGAGGAAAAGGCAAAGCAGGCACCGUCUGUGACUGUGGAAGGUACCGGAAAGUUGUUGGACAACUGGAUAUUAGUGUCGCUCGCCUCAAGACAUCUAUGAAGUUUGUCAAGAAUGUCAUAGCAGGGAUUAGGGAAACUGAGGAGAAAUUCUACUACAUCGUGCAGGAAGAGAAGAACUAUAGGGAAUCCCUGACCCACUGCCGGAUCCGGGGUGGGAUGCUGGCCAUGCCAAAGGACGAAGCUGCCAACACACUCAUCGCUGACUAUGUGGCCAAGAGUGGCUUUUUCCGGGUGUUCAUCGGGGUGAAUGACCUUGAGAAGGAGGGACAGUAUGUGUUCACAGACAACACUCCCCUGCAGAACUACAGCAACUGGAGAGAGGGGGAGCCCAGUGACCCCUACGGUCAUGAGGACUGUGUGGAAAUGCUGAGUUCAGGCAGAUGGAAUGACACAGAGUGCCAUCUUACCAUGUACUUUGUCUGUGAGUUUGUCAAGAAGAAAAAGUAACUCUGCUCAUGCUACCCAUUUGUUACUUCUCUGUGACUGUCACUGCAGUUAUUUUUAUACAUCCUUUUCUUUCUAAUUACGCCAAAUUCAUUCUGACUCAAGACAAGUAGAAAACGCUGAGCUGGGGUUUGGAACCCCAUUGCCACAGUCUUCUUUGAUGAUUUGAACAUUUUUAUACAUAGUAUAUGAUCAAGCCAAUAGCUCACCAAGUUCCAUGGAUCCACAGAGAGAGUUUGAAUUACUAGUUGUGCAGGAUGUGGUUGUCUAUGUGUCAAAUGAAAUGUUCUCUUGCUAUUCGCUCUGCUGCCUCUCCCUAGAUCCUGAAAUCACUGUCUAUUUAGCCUGGAGGAUAAUUGGAUAGUUGGUUGGUGAUGAUUAGGCUAACUUACCCUUGCUCAAAGCCAGACCUAUGAGAAGGCCUUCUGUUAGGAAUGCAGAGAUAUUGUCUGUCUUUGAAGCCAAGAGUCUCUGUUCUUUGACUGGUCACUCACCAGGGCUAUAGUCACACUUGAAAGGUCCUCCCGUUUGCACAGAUAUAAAAGGACUUCAACCCCAAACCUCUAUUGAGAAACUUCUGGUCUGUGACCCAUUCCAGACCAUAUGGAAUCACAUAGACAACUUCCAUGCUUCUAAUUCAUUAUGGCCUUCAAUGAGGUUUACCAAGGAUUUGCCAUGGCCUCUUUCUAUAGGCCCACAACUGCAUCCCAGGGCUCUAAGUUUUAAUUCUGAUUUGUGGAAAGGGAAAGAUUAGAAAUUGAAAAAGAGAGCGAGAGGGAGGAUUUUUUCCAAACACUAUUAUCUAUAAUCUUCUUGUUAAGUUGCCCCUUGCUACUAAUAUGGCCCCAUCAUUCUUUGUCUUGAGUUUAGCCUUAUCAAUUUUUCUCCCCUUAGGCAUAGGGAAUGAAGGAAGGAGUUUGUGAAACUUUCAGAAAACUCUAGAAGCUUCAAGAUGCUACCAAUAUCAAGUCACCAUGUUCUCUCCUCCUUGCCUCUAAUAUAUCACUUAUGGUGACAUUUCAUGGGAGGCCUUUUACUUUCUGUAUUCAUAUGUUGUAAAGAACCCAUACCAGGGAUGCUGUUUGUAGUACUCUGACAUCACAUGUAUGUGGCAGGUGUGGAGUUUGGAACAUGCCUCUGACUCACAUUUAUCAAAUGUUAAAAUUCUACAUUUUACCAUUUUACAUUGUAAACUUGAUCUACAAUCAAAACUCAAAGCACCUUUCAUUUCAAAUUUGAAAAUCAUAUACAGGGAAAGAUAGAGUUCAACAGAACUCUAGAUUUUCCCCUUAAAAAUUGCUGCUCCAGUUAUAGUUUGUGACAUAUGAUUACACAGUUUAAAAUGCUGGCAAAUGGUUAAUGAAAUAAGAGAAACAGAUCAACAACGUAUGUUCACCUUAAACCAUCUGUUCAUGAUUGCACCCAUGACUAACUGGUUAUGAGAUAAGAUUUAAUUAGGUUAUUUCUGUGGGUUUGUCCUGAGCCACAAACUCAGGUCCUACAGGGGCCAUACAAGAUGGCAUAAAUAAAUCAAAUUGAAUGGAUGGGGAUCCUAGUACUGAACACAACUUAUUCUAAAGGAACUAGCUUCCCUCCUCUCCACUCCCACACCAGCCCCCUGCACUGUUAUGUUUGCUGUAGAGGACCCAGUAUCACUAUGUGCCUUGAUAUUUCAAGAGAAGUCAGAAAGCUGGAACUUGAUGAUAUAUAUUCAUAUUUUUAAAUAUUGGCAACUAGUUAGUCUUCAGCUCAAGUUUUAAGUCACACAAAAUAGUCUGCUAGGCCGAAAAAAGGGAGGGGGGAGUGUUCAUUUCUCAUCUCUAGGGAAAAGUUCUGAAGGUUCUAACCAUGUCAAGUGUCAUGAGGAUACCGUGACAUCAAAGUCGAGGUCUCCCAUUGAUAUUUCAGUCAAUUCGGCUUAAUUACAGGAAUUUGUUCAAUGUUUUUCAUUUGUCAGGCUAAUAAACUAGUUACACACUCAGAUUUUUGAGAACAUGGCCUAUGAUAUGUUGAAGGCAAGUCAGUUUAAUAAGAAUUACAAAGCAGAACACUAUAACAAAGCCAGUAACCUUGGGUGGAAUGCAAGCCAGUCAAGACCAUGAGGAACAAGAACCUAGGAAUGGCUGGAGAAAGAGAAAGGGAUAAGAGGAAAGAAGAGAAGGAAUGGACAUCAAUCAUUGCCUAGAGGCAUGUAGCAAUGGGAUCCAUGUUCUGAUCUGUUCUGGGUGGCCAAAGUAUGAAUAUUUAUUGUGUGUACUCUAAGUACUAUUAUUACCAUUAUUAAAGCAUUUCUUGUAAUGACUCGCCUUUGCUGCCAGUGCUUCCAAGAGAAGAUGACAGAGUAUCUAAGGCACCACACACCUGAUUAGAUUUACUAAAAUUUUGUGAAGCCCUUUGUGCUUUAUAAAUAUCCUCACACAUCUUUUCUCAUUUGAUCCUGAUAAACUUCCUGUAGGAAUGUGUUCCUACUGCUGCCAUUUUCCCAACGAGAAUGCUGAGAGCCAAGAGAGCUAAGCAAUUUACCAAAGUUGACUCAUUUGGGAUAAAAGUAGACUCCAGCCUGCUGAUCAAAACUACCAAGCCAGUGUUCUUUCCAGCCUGUUUGUUGUUCAUUAAAUAGAAGCUCAUCCAUGAUUCUCUCAUGAUAGCAGGAACUCAACUAAUCUCUCUUGAUUACUUUCCAAAGCUAAGCAUUAGAGUCAAUUAACAAAGAUACGGUGCAUUUGGAAACUUACAAAUUUGGUGCUCCCUGGUUUGUUUCUGAAUUCAUUAAUGUCUAAACCUGGCAUGAAUGUUGGGGAGGUGACUUAGUAAAGCUUCACUAGUUCUACAGAUAGCUACAGAUACAGGGAAAGCAAAACAGAUAUAUGAAAAUUGAGUUUUGCUCAAAAUAAAAAUGGGGAAAUAAUUUUUUUGUCCCAUGAAAUUCAUGAGCAUUCUCUUAAAUAAUUAGCAUUUAAAAUCAAUUUUAUUCUCCAAAAGUUGAAUUUAUACUUGACUUUUCAGGGAUAUACCUGUGUACCUCUCAAGAAUGCAUAAAGUUUCCAAGGGAAGAAAAUUUAAAAAAUAUAUUUACAACCUCACUUCCCAAAGCAACACAUUCCAUGAUGAAGAAAUAUCUUUUGUCCAGAGUUAUUGCUCAAACACUGUGGAACGGUGCAUACCUAGUGUUGAGA